GAUUUCAGCAGUUUUGGCACACUCUACUCUUUGUUUCCCAUUCCGAGCUUUUUAACUUCGACUCUACUCUUCUUUCUGAACUACGUUCUCCCUUUUCUCACCCCAAUUCAAACUCAGACUCUUCUCCACCUGUAAUCAUGGCCGAUACGAGACCUCAUCAUCAUGUGUUGCUUUUCCCAUUCAUGUCGAAAGGCCACACCAUCCCAAUCCUUCACCUAGCUCACCUCCUCCUCCGCCGUCAACUCUCCGUCACCGUCGUCACCACUCCGUCGAAUCUCCCCUUCAUCGCUCAAUCUCUUCCCAACACCGCCGCAUCGAUCCUCCAAAUCCCGUUCCCUUCCCAAUUGGACGGAAUCCCAGCUGGGAUUGAGAGCACUGAUAAGCUCCCAUCGAUGUCCCUCUUCCCCCAAUUCGCCCUGGCCACAAAGCUAAUGCAGCCAGACUUCGAGCGCCUGGUUGACAAUCUCCCCCAGCCAGUUGACUUCAUGGUGUCGGAUUCCUUCCUAUGGUGGACUUUGGAGUCUGCGAACAAGUAUGGAUUCCCGAGGUUAGUGUUCAGUGGUAUGUGUAACUACGCCGUAUGUGUGUUCAGAGCUGUGAACCAGAGUGGGCUUCUUUUGGGGAAUGAAUCGGAUGAUGAAUUGAUCACUGUUCCUAGGUUUUCAUGGAUUAAGUUGACCAAAAAUGACUUCGAAAGGGAUGCUGGGGAUUCGGAGAUUGUAAUCAAGUCGAUAACGGCAUCCAAAGCCAGUUAUGGGUAUGUUAUCAACAGCUUCUAUGAGCUUGAACCGGUCUUUGUGGAUUCAUUUAAUAACGUCAUCUCCAAUGGACCUAAAGCUUGGUGUGCUGGACCACUCUGCCUAUCCAAGUCAACAACACCGGUUAAACCCGACAUUCGUCAGAAACCCAAUUGGAUUCAGUGGCUGGAUGAGAAGUAUGAGCAGAAAAGAUCAGUUCUUUUCGUUGCAUUUGGUUCACAAGCUAGGGUUUCAGCUGAGCAGCUGAAGGAGAUAUCAGUUGGGCUAGAGAAGUCCAAUGUGAGCUUCCUGUGGGUUACAAAGGAGAAAGAAUCAGAAUUGGGAGAUGGGUUUGAAGAGAGGAAUCGUGGUAGGGGGAUUGUGGUGAGAGAGUGGGUGGAUCAAAUGGAGAUACUGAACCAUCCUAGUGUGGGAGGGUUUCUAAGCCACUGCGGGUGGAAUUCGGUGCUGGAGAGUGUGUCAGCAGGAGUUCCCAUUCUGGCAUGGCCAAUGAUGGCCGAGCAGCAUCUGAAUGCGAGAAUGGUGGUGGAAGAGCUGAAAAUUGGAGUAAGGGUGGAGACAAGCAAUGGGUCGGUGAGGGGGUUUGUGCAAUGGGAAGGGUUGGAGAAGAAUGUGAGGGAUUUGAUGGAAGGGGGAAGAGGGGAAGAAGUGAAGAUGAAGGUCAAGGAGUUUAGCAGGAAGGCAAGGGAAGCUAUGGAGCUAGAGAGAGGAUCGUCCUGGCGCACACUAGACUUGCUCAUCAAAGAAAUAUGCAGCAAAGAGACAUAGGAUCCCUGCAAAGAAAAAAAAGGGUCAAGAGGAAAGAGUCAGAAAGACAGCCUAUGCGAUCUAUUGUCACCUUAUCUAGUUUCUGAUGCACAAACCGGAGGUAAAGACCAUGUUCUGCUUCAGAAGAACGAUGAUCAUGCUCUGUUUCUUCUUCAUCGUGACGACAGUUCUUUCAGAAAGUCCUGACGAAAGAAGCUGCAUCCUGAAUUUCCCAUUUCCAUCAUCGCCGAACUUUCAACUGACCUGCGGUCAUGGAAACUGGGGCGGAUUCCUCAACAACUGUUGCGGAUCGGCGUUUCCAGGGUACUUAUAUGCCCUUGGGAAGCGCGCAAACCAGACAGAUGGGUCUUCCCUAUUCCUGAACUCCAGCCAGCAGACCAGUUGCUUGUCUGAAUUGUCGCGUCACGAGUUGGAUUCAUUGAGCUGCGGGAUCGAGAAGCUGACAGCUGGCGGUGGAGGGUGCUCCGACUACUCGGUGGCGGAUGUGGAGGCGAAUCUGGGAUCGGAGCUAAGGAAUCUGGAACAGGGUUGUUGGUUUCGGGAAGGUGGUUCUUCUUCAUGUGGUUCUUGUGUGAGGAUUUGGCGGGGAAUUGGCGGCGGGAGUGGGAGUGAUGUGUGCCGUUUUGCGGUGCUUGUUUCUAUGACUAGCCGCCGGAUUGAUGAUGAAAUUGGUGUGGAGAAGGUUUAUAGUUGCCUGGAACAGCAACGGAAUGAGUAUUUCUCUGGAAAUGAUGGGUCAGCUUCAGGAGCAGGGGAAAGCAAGAGAAAAAGUAGAAAAGAUUUUUGGAUCCUUACUGGAGUUGUCACCGUAGUUAUGGCCUCCCUAAUCAUUGCGAUAAGCAUUUUUACAAUUCGAUUCAUUCUGUCAAGGAAACGGGGAACCAACACAAAUUUGAUCACCAGAAAAAGUGGUUUUCAGGAGAUGAAACUAGAUGAUUACCCGUGUCCGAAGUUCACAAUCAAGGAGAUCUAUAACGCUACCAGCAACCUGAGCAUAACCAAUCUCACCGGAGAAGGAGCUGCAGGAAAAGUUUACAAAGGCAUACUACCGAAUACCGGCCAGAAGGUAGCAAUCAAACACAUCAUCAAUGAUGGAAAUGCAGAAACCGUGGUGAGGGAAGUCACCAGCUUGUGUCAUGUCAGACAUCCUAAUCUGGUGGCCCUUCUUGGAUGCUGUGUUGGAGACUAUGAGUGUUUCCUCGUCUAUGAGUUCUGCCCCAACGGCAAUCUCUACCAGUGGAUCUUCGGGAAGGAAAAGUGCUUAUCUUGGACCAGAAGGCUCGAGAUUGCAAUCGAUAGUGCACGAGGUCUCUGGUUCCUCCACACAUUCUCUGAAGGGCGUAUUGUUCAUCGCGACAUCAAGCCUACGAACAUUCUUCUAGGUCCUCAUUUUGAAGCAAAGCUCUCGGACUUUGGACUGUCGAAGGUUAUGGAAGAUGGGGAUAUUCAAGUGAGCUCUGAAGUGAGAGGGACGUUUGGUUACGUCGAUCCUGAAUACCUGAACAACCGUCAGGUUGAUUCGUCUGGAGAUGUCUACAGCUUUGGAGUUGUGCUGUUGCAGAUCAUCUCGGGAAAGAAGGUCAUCAAUAUGAAUAUGAAAGAGCCACUUCCCCUGCAUAAAAUGGCAAAAGCUUUCACCAAAGGAGAAAGCAUGCUGGAGUUUGCAGACCCUAAGAUGACGGGAGACUACCCUUCUGAAGCUUUCAAGCUUGUAUUUGAGCUGGCAUUGUCAUGCACAGGUAUCAAGCAAGAUAGACCAAACAUGGAGAAAGUUUUAAUCAAAUUAGAACAGGCCCUUGCCUUAUCAACAAAGCGGCAGAAUCCCAUUCCUUCAACCUCACCAGAUCAGAUCUCAGUAUCAGAAAGAUUUGAACAGUCAGAUCUUGAUACAUGACAAAACAAACUCAGGUCAGCCAGGUGAAAGCUCCCAAUGCAGGUAUUCUUCAUUGUAAUGAGCAGAUAGAGAUUCUUGUUCAUAACAUCUAAUGUAAAAAAAAAUAUACUCAAAUUGAGGUAAGGUUUAAUAACAAUGCUGGAUUCUGCAGAGCAUCUACAACAAUCUCAGAUUUCAGUUA
Molecule: messenger RNA, 3601 nt
Organism: Linum tenue
Lineage: Eukaryota; Viridiplantae; Streptophyta; Magnoliopsida; Malpighiales; Linaceae
Source: the annotation of a GenBank genome assembly